AUGACUGCUGAUGAGUUGGAGGAAUGGCUCGAGGGGUCUGCUUCGCGCGGGUCGGGCUGGUCGAAGGACGAUGACUCUGGAGAAACCAUUGGCCAUGAAAGUGGAAGGAAGAUCGUCGAGAUCUUGAGGAAGAAUCCAGACAAGGGCCCAUCCAAGUAUGAUGAGCAGAACAUUGCGCAUAUGAGGAAGGUCGCGGCCUAUAACAAACGCCACCUUGCGCAGGAGAAGGAAAAGGCCAGGCAAGACAUUAACAGCAAAGCUUUCCGCAGUCUAAGGAACUGGGGUCACGAUGCUCAGAAGCCGUGA
Molecule: messenger RNA, 306 nt
Organism: Cladophialophora psammophila CBS 110553
Lineage: Eukaryota; Fungi; Ascomycota; Eurotiomycetes; Chaetothyriales; Herpotrichiellaceae
Exons: 2
Coding region: 1-306 (101 amino acids)
Source: RefSeq, a predicted model, not a curated record